Molecule: messenger RNA, 911 nt
Organism: Ostrea edulis (European flat oyster)
Lineage: Eukaryota; Metazoa; Mollusca; Bivalvia; Ostreida; Ostreidae
Product: 60S ribosome subunit biogenesis protein NIP7 homolog
Exons: 5
Coding region: 55-597 (180 amino acids)
Biological process (GO): ribosomal large subunit biogenesis; ribosome assembly
Cellular component (GO): nucleus; nucleolus; preribosome, large subunit precursor
Molecular function (GO): RNA binding
Source: RefSeq, a predicted model, not a curated record
GAAAUCAUUUUAUUUUUGAGUAAAUGUAAACACGUGUUAAUUUACUGUGAUGAGAUGAGACCUCUUACUGACGAAGAAACGAAGACUUUCUUUGAUAAACUUUCAAAAUACAUUGGGGAGAAUAUAAAGCUGUUAUUGGACAGACCAGAUGGAUCUUACUGUUUUAGACUUCACCGAGACAGAAUAUUUUACGUCAGGGAGGACUUAAUGAAGAAAGCCGGCAAUGUUUCCAGAAAAAACCUUCUUAGUAUGGGCACCUGUUUUGGGAAAAUGACAAAAUCUGGAAAAUUUCACCUACAAAUAACAGCCUUGGAUUUCAUGGCUCCCUAUGCAAAGCAUAAGAUCUGGCUGAAGCCCAGCGCCGAGCAGCAGUUUGUAUACGGCCAUCACGUCAUGAAGUCUGGUCUGGGCCGAAUCACAGAGAGCACUUCACAGUAUGAGGGAGUGGUGGUCUACAGCAUGAAUGAUCUCCCCUUGGGUUUUGGAGUGGCAGCUAAAUCCACACAGGACUGCCGCCAUGCUGACCCCAUGACCUUGGUGGCAUUUCAUCAGGCGGACAUCGGAGAAUACAUCAGAAAUGAGGAGGCUUUAUUAUAGAAACAAGAAUUCCCUUUGGAUUUCAGACAUGUGAUACUGGUGUUGGAAGCGAACCUAAUGCAGUGUGCAGCUGAUGAAGGAAAAUUCCUGGAUCACAAUUUCACUCUGUUCAGCUGAAUAAGACAUUGUUUGGAUCAGGAUUUAUUUCGAUCCAAGGGCUGGAUUGAUGUGAUUCUACUGAUAUAAGGAAACUUUACAACUUUAGAAUGUGUUUUUUACUGUAUGACUACUGAACAUCAUAUAUACACACAAGAAAAAAUUGAUGUUUUAUUUCCAGCAUUUAAUAUAAAAAUAAAACGGUAUAUAAAACAUAA